AUGUCUUACCGUGAUCUUAGAAAUUUCAGCGAAGCCAUGCGCGUGUUAGGCUUCCCGAAGCCAAUAUCCUUGGAGAGCUUCAGGAUCCCGAACUGGGAACUGGUGGAGGAGUGUCUCCGCUGGCAGGCGGCGAGGGUCGACCCCGACGCCGUCCUGGCCGGCGGCCGGGGCAGCGUGGAGCAGCGCGUGUCCAUAGUGACGCACGCGGUGUCUCUGUUUCACUCCCGAGCGAAUCUUAAACUAAACGGCAAGAAGUUGUACGGUGCUGAUGGCUGGGCCGUGCGUGAGUUGCUGAAGGUGGCGACCUUGUUGAGAGCAGCCUUGGAGUCACCGGGCUCUGAAGACCAGUCCGAUUCAACUCCGCUGUCUUAUGACAUCAGUAAUAGGUUGGGGGAAAUAAAACAAGCUCGUGCUUUAGCUACGGAAAUUACCGCUCAAGGCGCUUUCCUAUACGACUUACUGACUAAGGAACCUGAGAAUAAGGAGUCCCGAGAGCAGGCCCUGUCCCGCCCUUUAGACAUGUCGGCCAUGGAGUCGUGUCUCCGGCGCGCCCUGGACACGGUGGCGUCCCGGGUGAGCUCUGCCCGGGAGCAGUGCGGCGGUGUGGCGGCCAGCGAAGCCGCCCUGGACGCCAAGCUGGAGAGGCGCCGCGCGGAGCUGCAGCGAGCCGAGAAAAGACUACACACAGUGCAGAAGAUCAAACCGGCGUACCAGGGCGAGCUUUCAGCGCUGGAAACCGAACUAGGGCAGCUCUGGGACGACUACGUCCUGAAGUACCGCUGCGUUGAAGCUUUGAAGCAUCAACUGAGCUUACUCGAGAGCGCUCAGGCUGAGGCGGCUGAAGAGCAGCAGACCGCCAUCAUGCAGCUCAUCCACAAAUACGAGGCAGAAGACGUCCUAGGGAAGAUCAGCGGAUCCGAUGAAAUGGAGUCGAGUGACGAGUCGCAGGAUGCGGAGGAGGCGAAGCCGCCGCGCCCCGCCACCCGACCCAAGACCAGACUCAGGAUCAAAACUGCAGGUCGCGAGCGAGGGGGCGAGGCGCGGGGGGGCGCGGCGCGGGACUGGGACCACAUCCGCGACGAGGUCGAGGGCGACUCGCAGUCCGACUCCGACUUAUCGGAUCGAGAGAUCUACGACCCCCAAGCCCGGUGGUCCCGAGCGCGGACCCGCCCCACCACUCGGACCCUGGCCGCCGCUGACGACGAAGACUUCGCCGAUCUAGCACAAGGAGGCGAACGUGAUGAUGGAGACUCUCUGGGCAGUUCGUCGGAGAGCGAGCUAAGACUGACGAGUGCCGCCCCCGCGCUCAGCGACAACGAAUUUUAGUCUUAUAGGAAGAGACAGACGUUGUUCUGAUCAGAUUUGAAGCUUGAGGCUUAUUUCUCAAGGUGAGUGGAAUUAACUUUGAGAUACCUAUGGGCUCAGGUAACCGCUUGAUUCCAGCUAGACCGUGAGUUUGUCGGCCAAUCUGUAGCAGAAGAUAUUUCUCACCUUGGAUAAAUAGCCAUGCUAUUCUGAUGACAUUAUUAUUGUCCAAGGAUAACACCAUCUGUGCAGACUAAGGAAUAUGUAAUAGACAUAUAAAAAUGUAUCGUGAAUUUGUAAUGAACUAAAAAUACUUAAUUUUACACAGAAAAGUUUUUAUUAAAAUAUAUUUUUACAAAA
Bombyx mori (domestic silkworm) is the source of this 1665-nucleotide messenger RNA. It is a transcript of the gene Cluap1, whose product is annotated as clusterin-associated protein 1. The record is from RefSeq and is a predicted model, not a curated record. NCBI's taxonomy places the organism in Eukaryota, Metazoa, Arthropoda, Insecta, Lepidoptera, Bombycidae. Bases 1 to 1326 code for a protein of 441 amino acids. Gene Ontology annotation, cellular component: centrosome; intraciliary transport particle B; cilium. The transcript is spliced from 12 exons. Gene Ontology annotation, biological process: cilium assembly.